Molecule: messenger RNA, 1590 nt
Organism: Clavispora lusitaniae ATCC 42720
Lineage: Eukaryota; Fungi; Ascomycota; Pichiomycetes; Serinales; Metschnikowiaceae
Gene: MRS7
Product: Mrs7p
Biological process (GO): intracellular monoatomic cation homeostasis
Cellular component (GO): mitochondrial inner membrane
Molecular function (GO): ribosome binding
Source: RefSeq, a predicted model, not a curated record
AUGGAAUUCUCCGCCAGCUUUGUCUCCAUCUUUGUCUUUCGCUCCGCUUUUCCUUUUGUGUUUGACCUUUUGCUUUACAAUACCUUAAUGGCUUCCCGAUUAUUGACCCGAGCGGCUUUGGCGCGCCACGUCCUUCUGACCCCCAGAGCUGCUGCCCUUCCCUUUUCGGCAUCCACCUCCGCAUUUGCCGCUGUCUCCGUGAAGUCGAAAAUCGCCACCAGAUUUCAAUCCACGUCGUCAAAGAAAGAUGAAAAAUCCCCUUCUGUAAGUGCUGGCGAAAAAGACGUCAAGGCAGGGCCUAGCCCGAGUACUGAGUUAGCUCAUAAACAGGAAUCGACAUCUACUGAAGUCAUUGCUGUUGAAGCGCCUCCAAAACCUCCUCUUUGGGACCGUAUCAAGCACGAGGUAGCUCACUACUGGAACGGUACCAAGCUUUUGGGUUACGAGAUCAAGGUUUCCACCAAAUUACUAUUCAAAGUGGCGGCUGGUUAUGGCUUGUCCAGAAGAGAAAAUAACCAGUUACAGAGAACUUUAGUCGAUGUGGCGCGGUUGAUUCCAUUCUCCAUGUUUGUGAUCGUACCUUUCGCUGAGCUCUUAUUGCCAGUAGCCUUAAAGUUCUUCCCUAACUUGUUACCUUCCACUUAUGAGUCUUCUUCAGACAUCAACAAGAAGAGGUUGAAAUUAAUCAAGGCCAGAACUAGUGCUUCAGAGUUUAUCAAGAAGACCAUGGAAGAAAAUGGUCUCAAAUUAUCGAAGAAAAUCUCGGAAAAAGAACGUGAAGCCUUCGUGUCCUUUUUCGAUACUAUUUCAAUGGGUAAAACUCCUACUAGGGAACAUUUGAUUCAAGUGGCUCGUAUGUUCAAGAAUGACCAAGUGUUGGAUAAUUUGUCGCGUCCACAGUUGCUUGCCAUGGCUAAAUACAUGUCUCUUAGACCUUAUGGAACCGACUCGAUCUUGAGAUACCAAAUUAGACACCGCUUGUUGACCAUUAUCAAGGACGACAAAGCCAUUGACUACGAAGGUGUCGAAUCUUUGACUGUGCCUGAAUUACAAAUGGCCUGUUCCCAAAGAGGUAUCAGGACUCAGGAUGUUUCCCCCGGCAGAUUAAGAGAAGACUUGGACACCUGGUUGGACUUGAGAUUGAGACAGAAGAUUCCUUCUACGCUUUUGAUUCUUUCCUCUACAUACACUUAUGGAGAACACAAUCUGGGUAUCGACACGUACUACGACGCCUUGUUGGCUGUCUUGUCAUCGAUUCCAGAUGAAGUUUACAACGUGGCCAAGUUGGAAUUGUCUCAUGAUUCAAAGUUGAAGUUGAACAUCUUGAAGGAGCAGGACGAGAUGAUCCAAGAGGAGAACUUGCGUGAAAAGGAUACUGUCAACCACGUGAAGGAUAACAUCAAAUUGGAUGAAUACGAAGAAACCGCUACCGAAGGUAUGAAGAUUGAACAAGAUGAGCCGGGCGAAAAGUCUAGUGAAUCUGAGAAGACUGAGCAGGAUAAGAGCGACAAGCACGAAUCUGCUGAACCAAACUCUCUGGAAAAGUCGGAAACCAAGGCCGAGAAAAACGAAGCAAAAGCUUCGUCAUGA